UCAAUGAAGUUUUCCUAUUAGAUGAGUUGGAAUACCUGCCACCAGAACCACUUCUUAGAACAAGUGGAUAUUCUUGGGAUUAUCAAAAAUCAGAUGAUUUGAGGGAACUAUUAAGAACUACCAUAACUGAAUACUACAAAAAUUACACAAAACAGCAACUGGAUAAAAUCACCACACCACUAUUUUUUAUGAUUGCUGGUGCAGGAGAAGGAAAAUCUAGGAAUGCAAAUGAGUUACCAAAUAUAUUGCAUGAAGAGUUUGCUUCCCAUGAAGAACUGAAAAAACGAUUUGAAAACGCAUUAAUAUUUAACAUCUCUUUUGAAAAUGUUACUAAAAUAGACCUAUCAGAAGAACAUAGUGCUGUAACUGCCAUUGCAAAACGAAUGCUUUUUCAGCUAGAAAAACACAAAGGUGGCUGGAUGGAAGCACUUCGAAAAUAUCCAGAUGUAUCGCCAGAUGGAGUAGUGUCAAAGAUUGCUAAACAUCAAAAUGUCCAACCCAAGGAUUUGACCAUCAUUAUUGUGAUUGAUGGGAUGCAAGCAGCAAUUCACCAGGAAGAUGAUGGAGUAAAUAAACCAUCACUAUUCUAUUCAUGUAUGACAGUUUUGAAUAACUUUGCUGCAUCAGGACCAUUUGUGAUAGGAUGUUGCACAGCAACGCUUAGCAGACCUUUUCAUGUUUUUGUGAGUGCUUCACAUCAAAAGCGAGUGUUUUUACCAAUACCAUCUUUAUCACCACCAAAGAGACAAGGAAUGCCUGUUUUUGUUAACAAUAAUCUUAUUGACAUGCUUGUUAGUGAUAUGGGAGGUCAUGGUCGGGCAUUAGAGGCACUAGAUGAAGCCCUUAAUGAUAAAGAUUUAGACAAAGUUAGCUUUCUAACCAUAAUGGAAGGUGUUUAUGCAAAAUUAUCAGAUCUUUACAAUGAGUGGAUUAACCAAACAUCUUAUUUGAAGCCAAUUCUUCGUAUAAUUCUAACACAAGUUAUAGUAGAAGCAAAUAAAGUUAUUCCAGGGACUAACUUAAAACCAGAAGACUUUUCAAAAUUGGGUCUAAUUAAGUUUGAAAAUGACAAAGGUAUGAAAAAUUGUGGAUGUCUAACCUGUCCAUAUAUAUGGCUUUGGCUUUUAUCAAAUGCAUCAGAGGACCCCACAUUGCAGAGCUGGAAUUUUAAAUACUACCAAGAAGUUCAACACAAUAAAGAUUUAUUAGUUUUUGAUCCUAAUCAACAUGUUGACUUGAAGGAAAUUCAUAGUGGAGCAUGGCAUAAUUUUGAAGACAUAAAGAUUAUAAACAAAGCCUUAACACUAGAGAAAACUACAUUAUGGACCAGUACAAAAUCAAGUAGUGGUACAAGGACAGUGCAAUGUGAAAAGGUUAAUGUACAAUUGGCAGAAGCAUCCCAUUGUAUUAUUAAUAAACCUAAUGCACCUUAUGGAGAUUGUUUUUGUCCCAUUUACAUUGCUAAUUCACAAAAUUUUUGCAUUGAGAGUCAUCAGUGUAAAUUGAUUAAAGCAUCUGCAGCAAUCAAUGAAUAA
Molecule: messenger RNA, 1535 nt
Organism: Entrophospora candida
Lineage: Eukaryota; Fungi; Glomeromycota; Glomeromycetes; Entrophosporales; Entrophosporaceae
Source: the annotation of a GenBank genome assembly